GUCUCUUCAGCCGAGAAUAUCCUACACUGUGCCUACACCUGCGCUAUCGUUGCUCAUGUCGGACCCAAAGACCCAUCAUCGCAUGUUGGCGUAGGUCAUCUCCGGGCCGCGCGCGGAGUUUCGGCCGUGUCGCUCUGGCCAAUGUCAGGCACGUAGCUCUACGUGGCGCCUCCAAAGGCCAUCCUAAACUCCAGCCAUAUAUACCCUGCCGUCCACCCAACAGACCAUCAUUCAGUGCUCAUCCUUUCGAGUGUCUAGUGCCCAGUGUCCAGUGUCCGACCUAACCCAAAAUGUUCGCUUUCGCCGUCUUCGCCUUGGUCGCGAUAGCCGCCGCCGACAAGCCCGAACCGACCGGCUACAACCCGGCCGCCCAGCUCGUCUUGCUCCCCCUCAAGUCGGCCGCCUACACUGCACCCCCUCAGCCCCAGCUCCCCUUCAUCCCCGUCGUGCCCGCUCCCGUGGAGUCCGCUAACGUCAAGGCCCAAGUGGAAAGUGUCCCGUCCACCACCCCCAAAGCCGCACCCGCGGAAGAAGCUCAGAGCGGCCAGUACUACAUCCUGUCUCCAGAGGGACGCCUCCAGAAGGUCGAGUACUUCACCGCCGCUCAGCCCCAGCCGGAGGUCGCUCAGAAGGCGGCUCAGUACAACGCCAAGCCGGCUCCGGCCCAGUACAACGCUGAACCCGCCAAGCCGGCUCAGUUCAAAGGUACCGUCUCCAGCUUCCAGUACAAGGAUGUUGAGCCCGUCACCGCUCCCAUCUACUCCUACACAAACGUCCCCGGACCCCUGGUGCGCAUUCUUCGCCGUGCUGAGUACUUCUGAACUCGCGUCGCGUCUUGGCUCCGGCGUGCUUGGAAAUGAAAGAUUCAGCUAGACGUGCGCGAUUAAUCGAUAAAUAAUCGAAUCUUUUCAUUGUUUUUUCGAUAAAAUCGAUUUAUUUGAUCAAUCGAUAACCCACCGGCAAAUUAAUUGAAAGCUAUUUUGUGUGAGGCGUUCCUCUUCCUUCUUCAAAAUCAAUGAUUUUUGAAAAUUCGUUCUCACGUAUUAGCAUUUUGCCCCAUCAAAAGUAAUUUUCGAUCAUCAAUCGAAUAAGUCGAUUAUUAAGAUCGAUUAUCCAUUUUGACGACUCGGUAAACAUCAGCUGAAUCUUUCUUAACGCUUUGCAUUUGCGUUUCCGGUAAUGAUUCACCCCCAGUUUUCACAAGACUGAUUCUCCAUUAUUUAUUUUCAAGCCUGUAAAUGUUAUUUAUUUUCUGCUAAAUUAUAACUGCUGUUCUAGAAAAACAUU
Molecule: messenger RNA, 1287 nt
Organism: Bemisia tabaci
Lineage: Eukaryota; Metazoa; Arthropoda; Insecta; Hemiptera; Aleyrodidae
Source: RefSeq, a predicted model, not a curated record